This is a messenger RNA of Eleginops maclovinus (Patagonian blennie), 1577 nucleotides long. RefSeq names its product serine carboxypeptidase 1 (gene scpep1). NCBI's taxonomy places the organism in Eukaryota, Metazoa, Chordata, Actinopteri, Perciformes, Eleginopidae. The transcript has 13 exons. Gene Ontology annotation, molecular function: serine-type carboxypeptidase activity. Gene Ontology annotation, biological process: proteolysis. The record is from RefSeq and is a predicted model, not a curated record. Bases 103 to 1416 code for a protein of 437 amino acids.
ACAAAAAUAAAAAGCACGCCAUGAGUCACCUGACUUCCCCACUGGUCAUGUGAUUUCUUGUAGCACUAAAGCAGCAGCGGGCACAGCGGAGUCAGUCUAACAAUGGCAGCAGUCUGGACUCUGUUUGUGCUGGCCCUUGUCGUCAAUACGGGUCUCUGCAGCCCCCUGGAAGCUAAGGAGGAAUGGGGCUAUGUGACGGUGAGGGACGGGGCCCACAUGUUCUGGUGGCUGUACCCCUCUGAGGGGCAGUCUGCUGGGCCCACUCAGCUGCCUCUCAUCCUAUGGCUGCAGGGGGGGCCAGGAGGAUCAGGAAGUGGCUUCGGGAACUUCGAGGAGAUCGGCCCUUUGGACAGGGACCUGGAGCCCAGAAAGACCAGCUGGGUGCAGGCAGCCAGCGUGCUGUUUGUGGAUAACCCUGUGGGGACGGGCUUCAGCUACACUGACCGGCCUGAUGCCUUCGCUACCAACGUUGCCACGGUGGCCUCGGACAUGCUGGUGCUGCUGCAACAAUUCUUCACACAGAGAGCGGACUUCCAGAUCGUGCCCUUCUACAUCUUCUCUGAGUCGUAUGGAGGGAAGAUGGCCGCUGCGAUCUCCUUGGAGCUCAACAAGGCUAUAGCACAGGGGAAGGUGAAAUGUAACUUUGCUGGUGUGGCUCUUGGGGACUCUUGGAUUUCGCCCCUGGACUCUGUCAUGACCUGGGGCCCGUACCUCUACACCACUUCCUUGCUGGAUGAUGUGGGCCUGGCAGAGGUCAGCAGUGCGGCGGCAGCGGUUAAGCGUGCUGUGGAACAGGAGCAGUUUGAGAAGGCCACAGAGCUGUGGUCGGUGUUGGAGACGGUGGUGGAGCAGAACUCCAAUGGCGUCAACUUCUACAACAUCCUGACCCAGGAGCCGGAUGAUAGCCGCAGCCUAGCAGCAGGAGAAAACUUCAUCACUCUCCAGGUUCGUCGCCAUAUCCGACCCCUCCACAGCCAAUCACUGAGCGAGCUGAUGAAUGGGCCGAUCAAAAAGAAACUGGGCAUCAUCCCCCAGAACGUCACCUGGGGAGGCCAGGCAGAGGAGGUGUUCAGCAACAUGGCAGGAGACUUCAUGAGGCCUGUGGUGGAUGUAGUGGACCAGCUGCUGAGCGCCGGAGUCAACCUCACUGUGUACAACGGCCAGCUGGAUCUCAUCGUGGACACCAUGGGUCAGGAGCUGUGGGUGAAGAGACUGAAGUGGGAGGGGCUACCUCACUUUAACAAUCUGAGUUGGACCCCCCUGAACGAUCCCAUCUCAACAGGUUUAACUGGAGCUUUCUGCAAGACCUAUAAGAAUUUUGGCUUCUAUUGGAUCCUCAAAGCAGGUCACAUGAUCCCCUCAGACCAGGGCCCGAUGGCCUUGCUGAUGAUGAAGAUGAUCACUCAGCAGGUUUAAUCUCCCACUCGGUUGCCAGCUGGAAUGGCUCUGACAAUCUCGAUGAUGACACGAUCCUUUUUUAUAUUUUCUGCUAAACCAAAUCAACACUCUGAGCUAUGUGAUUACAACACUGACCUGUUUAACUUUCAGCCAAAAAACAAUAAAGGCACUUUCUUUUU